UAGUAGUUACAGAGAGCAGCGGCGGCGCCACAGAGCUCCCGGAGACAUUCACAUGUGGAAGAAAAGGCGCCCUGGACAUUAAUGAACCGAUACGCCAGGGACAGCACCAGCACCCCUAUAGCAGCAUCAUUCCCCGCCUCUACUGCUAGCCAUGAGCUGUCUGGAUGUAAUGUACCAAGUGUAUGGUCCUCCCCAGCAUUACUUCACCGCUGCCUAUAGUCCCUAUCACCAGAAGUUAGCAUUUUACUCCAAGAUGCAGGAAGCCCCAGAAAGUGGCAGCAGUAGUACCAGCAGCAGUGCCAGCUCGUUCUCCGCCCAUGCCCCAGCCAGUAUUAAGGAAGAGGACUGCAGCCCGGAGAAGGAGAGACCUCCUGAAGCGGAGUACAUCAACUCUCGAUGUGUCCUCUUCACUUACUUCCAGGGGGACAUCAGCUCCGUGGUGGACGAGCACUUCAGCAGAGCCCUCAGCCAGCCCAGCAGCUACUCUCCUAGCAGUGCCAAGGGGGCCCGGAAUGCUGGCUCCUGGAGAGACCCAUCUUUCCCAAUGAGUCAACGAAGCUUUCCUCUAUCCUUCUGGAACAGCAGCUAUCAGCCAACUCCAGCUCCACCAACACUGGGCAGCAGCCUAGCCAGUCCUCUAAGUGGUCCUCAUACAGAAAUCCCUUUUGGCGCAGACCCUUAUUCCUCUGCUUCUCUUCAUAGCCAUCUACACCAGGGACCACCUGAGCCCUGGCACCAUGCACACCACCACCAUCACCACCCAUAUUCUAUUGGGGGUGCUAUAAACAGUCAGGGUUCCAGCUAUCCACGUGCUGGCAUGCAUGAGGUCUACAGUACACACUUUGAUCCCCGCUACAGUUCGCUUCUUGUCCCGGCAUCAGUCAGACCUCACAGGAUCACACCAGCAGGAACAGCACCUGGUGCCACACAAUGCGACUUGAGCAAGGGAGAGCCAUCUGCAUCGGCAUGGACAAGCCCUGGUCCAUAUGCAGGACCAACAGGAGACAUGGGACAAAGCCUUAGCCUCAAUGUUGAUGCAGCUCGACGCUACACCUUCUGUGGAGGACCUCUCCUGAGCUGAUCUUCUCAAAGACUCUCAGCCAAAUCACUUAAUCCAAGGCACGGAACACGUGUUCCAGCACUACGACUGCAACCAGAGGACGAUAACAGGACUCCAUAUGACCGGCCAUGCAGGAGCCAUUCUUAACUCCUCCUUGCUCAAAGACUCCGAUUUUUAUUUAAAAUGUGAUCGACAAAAUAAUUGGUGCCACCAAAAAUAUAUAUAGAGAUAUAAUUAUAUAUUAAUAUAACUUGCUUUCUUAUAAGGGAAAAAAGGACUAUUUUUGUUGUGAAUAUUUUUUAUGCCUAUGUGAAAAUGUACUUUCCAAUCCAAGCUGCCUGAAGAAUAAAAGUCCAAUGUGUUUGUAAUAAUCUCUUUGUGGUUACACAGACAGAACACACACAUCACACAUGCAGACUAUGGACAGAAAUGAAAGGACUAGAGGUCGAUGGACUAAAAGUCCAUAUGUGGACAUUCAAUCCAGUCUGUUGUGAGUGGCAAGAAUCUAUCCAGGGCCACCUGCCUAAAGCUUAUAGAAAUGCAGCUGUUAGAUGGACAACUGUUCAAACUCCAGAAAUAUGACAAGCAAGGUGGCACUUCUCAGGGUUUAGCCCAACAAUUACAUUUGCAUUUUUUUUUUACAAGAGAAUUUUAUGAUGAAAGAAGAAUCUCUUUUCAAAACUGACAGCCUGUACAUGGAUGGAACAACUGCAGCAGAGUGAAAGGUGAUACUCUGCACAGACACAUUUUAGUGUGGCCAAUGCAUUUCUGUGUGUGUAUAUGUUGCUGUCAACUUGUCACUUUAACUUGUUUGGGAAACUGUGAGAGAUGUA
Messenger RNA from Hyla sarda, 1893 nucleotides. RefSeq names its product vestigial like family member 2 (gene VGLL2). Lineage: Eukaryota; Metazoa; Chordata; Amphibia; Anura; Hylidae. Gene Ontology annotation, cellular component: nucleus. The transcript is spliced from 4 exons. The coding region runs from base 152 to 1081 and encodes 309 amino acids. Gene Ontology annotation, biological process: regulation of transcription by RNA polymerase II. The record is from RefSeq and is a predicted model, not a curated record.